Moneuplotes crassus is the source of this 1146-nucleotide messenger RNA. NCBI's taxonomy places the organism in Eukaryota, Ciliophora, Spirotrichea, Euplotida, Euplotidae. The record is from the annotation of a GenBank genome assembly.
AUGAAAAUAAACGGAAGAAAUAGUCAUGGCUAUCAUCCUCUUUUUAGUGUUAAGAGGGAUAAUUUCACGAGUGAUCGGGUCUAUACACCUGUUGGUCGCCCCAAGACAGGUCAAGUACCCUCGAAGAAAUCGAUUCUAAAGAAGAGCUCUAUGACUGCCAUUGGAUCUUAUACACAAAAUUAACUUUAAAAAGAAUGCUUCUUUUGCUAGUGAUAAGUCAUAUAACAUCGAGAAUUCACAAGCUGUUCAAAUCAGUCAGUCAAUUCCUCAAAACAGAAAACCUCUGUCUCAACAAAGGACUAGGCGCAGUGUUGAUAAUUUCGAUAGUAAUCUCGAAAACAGGAUAGUUUCUUGCUAUUUUCAUCGGAAAAAUAGGACCAAAAGUAAGCACAAAAAGCAGAUCAGCUUCAGAAGGGAUUAUGAAGACUCCUACUGCUAUUCAGGCUUUGUCAACAAGAGGUAUAAAGGAAAAGUAGUCCUCAAGCCUAAGCUUAAUACUGGACGGAAUACUGUCAUUCUUCGAGAAAAAGCUCAAAAUUCCAUGGUGACUUUACACAUGGAUGGGAAAAUAGCCCUGAAUAAGCAUAAGUACGGUCCUAGAAGUAAGAACAUUAUAAAGCUAGGUCAGCUCCAUAAAAAUCAGAACUUGGGUGAAAAAGAUCUUGCCAAGAUAAUUUCUGAAAUGAGACAGAAAAUAUAAAAACUAAUGAAGAAAUUAUCAGGCUCAAGCAGCUAAAAUUAGACCCAGAGAUUCUUGAACAAAUCAGGGCUUAUGGAUACAAGAAUGAGGAUAUUGAUAGAGAUCUAAGGAGUCUCAACACCCCUGUGUGAAACCUGUAUAAACUCCUUGAAGUUGAGAAGAGAAGAAGUAUUGAAGCAGAGCUAGAAAGAUCUGAAGGAGAUUUCGCAAAAUCAGUAGAUAGACGAGAGCCAAAACCUUCAGAAAGAGAGGUCUCUGAAGAGCCAACCCCAGGCCCUCAGUCAACACUUGAUAGAAUGACACAAGUAUUUUAUAAAUUCAAAAAUGAUCCUGACUACAAACCAAGAUCUAGGAAGAUCAGGUAUCACAACAAGAAAACUCAGCCAAGGCUUUCAUUGCACAAGUCAGUAUCUGAGUUGCCUCAAAAGAGAUUUUAAAAAUUUCUC